UAAUUUAAACCGGAUAGAACCGAUAUGUACGCAUUGAUAAGGUCGGUUUCUGGGUUAAACGAAGGGUGCUGUUUAUUUAUUUGCUCAAAUUAGGGUUUUACAAUCAACUUUCAAAAGGCAUUUUGUCGGCUGAUUCUGCGAAGCUUACGAAGAUGGUUCUACAAAACGAUAUUGAUCUGCUGAACCCACCAGCUGAGCUUGAGAAGAGGAAGCACAAGCUCAAGCGUCUUGUUCAGUCCCCCAACUCUUUUUUCAUGGAUGUGAAGUGCCAAGGCUGCUUUAACAUAACGACGGUGUUCAGCCACUCGCAGACGGUUGUAGUGUGUGCAAACUGCCAGAAUGUGCUUUGCCAACCCACAGGAGGAAAGGCUAGGCUCACUGAAGGUUGCUCUUUCAGGAAAAAGUGACACAAGAUCAAGAUGGCUCCACUCCACUCCACACUUCUUUCCUUCCUUUAGUUUCGUCUUCUUCUUUCGUUAUUUCUUUUAAGUUUGUUUGGGAUGAUUUUUUGAGCUAGUAUACUUUAUGUUGAUGAUGUCUUGAGUUUCAGAGUAUGGAUCUUAUUGUUAAAAGUUCGUUUUGUUAUCAA
Raphanus sativus (radish) is the source of this 589-nucleotide messenger RNA. RefSeq names its product 40S ribosomal protein S27-2-like. Bases 153 to 407 code for a protein of 84 amino acids. The transcript is spliced from 4 exons. Gene Ontology annotation, biological process: ribosomal small subunit assembly; translation. Gene Ontology annotation, molecular function: RNA binding; structural constituent of ribosome. Gene Ontology annotation, cellular component: ribosome; cytosolic small ribosomal subunit. The record is from RefSeq and is a predicted model, not a curated record. NCBI's taxonomy places the organism in Eukaryota, Viridiplantae, Streptophyta, Magnoliopsida, Brassicales, Brassicaceae.